CGGCGGUUUUGCUUUUGCGUAUCGGCGGACCCCAUCGAGGCAUCGACAUAAUAUCGGCUUUUUUCACACCGCGCACACCGUCGUUACCGUCAGUUCAAAGCGACCUCUCUGUCCGUCUUCGUCGAACCCGUGUUCCGUACCGUUUCAUUCGUCCCAGCACGUAUACCCCAGAGCCCUUGUUCCGUGUACAAAUUUUAAUCGCCAACAGUUUCACAAGCGUUGUCUCAUGUUGUAAUAUUCGUUUUACAAACGCGAUUCUUGUCUGAUCCGCCGAAAACUUGAUAUACGCCUAACCUAUUACCAUCUCAUCUCCUCCGAGUACACGCACAGCGUGGUGUCACGCCGGUACUUUAUAGAAGUUCGAACGGUGUCGAAAAAGUCCGAACCGCCGAAGCCAUGGCCGAAGUCGACGACGCUGUCAUCGACGUGGUAACGUCCGAGGCGAUCAACGGCUGUACCAUCACCGGCGACAGCGACUAUUCGGACAAGGCUGUGGACCCGACUUCCGUGGAGAUGCGCGUUAAGCGCAAAGCCAAACGACUGGCCAAGUCCCUGUCCCGGGACAGCGGUAUUGUCAACGGGCACGGUGGCACCGCCACCGUGGUGCAACUCAAAAGGCGCUGGAAGAACAACAGAAAGUCCAGGAACGGUUUCACCAAAAGAGGAGAAAUCAAGAAGGGUGGUGCUGGUGGCAAAGGUGUUUGGGGAAAGUUAGGUGAAGAGAGUGAUUUAGAUGCUGCUAUUGAUGUGAAGGAUCCUAAUUAUGAUAGUGAUUUGUUGGAUGAUGAUAAUAUUGUGUUACGAGAAAUCACUCCGGAAUCAUCUGAUGAAGAACUCAAAAAUUCGAUUACAUUUAAUAUUCUUGAGUAUUAUGAACAUGGUGAUACUGAUGAAGCAGCAAUGGCUUUAAGCGAGCUAAACAUAGUUAGCAAAUGGCACUUGAUAACUCAAGUUUCUGUUGAAGUUGCUCUCGAGCACAAACCAUCUCAGAGAGAGAUGACAUCUAUAUUGAUAUCUGAUUUAUAUGGGCGUUUAAUCAAGCAAAAAGAAAUAGCCCAAGGCUUUGAUGUUAUAUUGGCUAAUCUUCCUGAUCUCAUUCUUGAUACUCCCGAUGCUCCUAUCGUUGUUGGCUGUUUCUUAGCCAGAACCAUUGCGGAUGACUGUCUCCCACCAAAGAUUAUAGACUUCUUCAAAGAAAAAAACUAUAGUGAUUUAGCUAAUCAAGCAUUGAUUAAGGCCCACAACUUAUUGAAUAUUAAACAUGGACUGACCAGACUUGAUAAUGUUUGGGGCGUUGGCGGUAGUUUGAGACCAGUGCAGUAUCUUGUAAGACAAAUGAACAUGCUUUUGGAUGAAUAUUUAUGUUCAGGAGAUCUACAAGAGGCCAUCCGAUGUAUUUUGGAAUUGGAAGUACCACAUUUCCAUCAUGAACUUGUUUAUGAGGCUGUUAUUGAUGUUAUUGAAGCUAUGAAUACUCAUACGGAAAUCUCUAUGUGCAAAUUACUUAAAGCAUUGUAUGAUGCUAUUAUUAUAACCCCUGAAAUGAUGAAUAAAGGUUUUGAUAGAGUAUUUGAUGUUCUGGAUGAUAUAACUAUUGAUGUUCCAUUGGCAUCAGCUGUUCUUGAACGCUUUUUGGAUAUGUGCAUCAAUUCUGGAUUUUUAGAAAAAGAAAUGUUGCUUAAAAUACCAACAAAAGCCUCAUCUCGUAAGCGAUAUGUAUCUGAAGGUGAUGGCGGUCGCCUCAAAGAAGCAUAAAAAAUCAGAUACGAAUCACAACAAACCUAUACUCCUCUUCUCCUCUACCUCUAGAGUACAGUAUUUUUUUUUCUCAAUGUUUGAUUUGAUUUAAUUUUUUUUUUUUUUUGUCAUUGUCAUUAUUUAAUAAGAUAUUAUAAAAUAUAUAAUCAUUUCAUUACAUUAUAAUUGUCCUUAGAAUUACAGACUAAUUUACAUAUUCCAACUCUAUUUUUAGUAAUGUAUGCAAAGAAAUUUUGACUAAUUUAUCACUUAACUGUAUUUUUAUUAUGCCAGCUAAGUUUUUGCUUAUCAAUAAUAAUGAUUUCAAUUAAUAUGUCUUGAGUUUAGGAUUAAAAAUCAGCAAUAUCUGUUUCAUAACAAUAAGAGUAAUAA
This is a messenger RNA of Melanaphis sacchari, 2130 nucleotides long. RefSeq names its product programmed cell death protein 4 (gene Pdcd4). Gene Ontology annotation, cellular component: cytosol; nucleus. The record is from RefSeq and is a predicted model, not a curated record. Bases 397 to 1755 code for a protein of 452 amino acids. NCBI's taxonomy places the organism in Eukaryota, Metazoa, Arthropoda, Insecta, Hemiptera, Aphididae. The transcript has 8 exons. Gene Ontology annotation, biological process: negative regulation of DNA-templated transcription.